This is a messenger RNA of Mucor mucedo, 835 nucleotides long. RefSeq lists its product as uncharacterized. Gene Ontology annotation, molecular function: transcription coactivator activity. Gene Ontology annotation, biological process: regulation of transcription by RNA polymerase II; positive regulation of DNA-templated transcription. NCBI's taxonomy places the organism in Eukaryota, Fungi, Mucoromycota, Mucoromycetes, Mucorales, Mucoraceae. The transcript has 4 exons. Gene Ontology annotation, cellular component: SAGA complex; DUBm complex. The coding region runs from base 322 to 750 and encodes 142 amino acids. The record is from RefSeq and is a predicted model, not a curated record.
UUUUUUUUUUUCUUCUUCUUCUUCUUUUCUUCCCUCGUUUUAUUUUAAUACAAGAUGCAGAAACCUAAAGGCCAUGUAGAUAAUCUAUCGAAUGCUCAUUUAACAGAGAGUCAGAAAGAAGCUGGCACAUUGUAAGCACUCUCUCUCUCUUUUAUUUGUCCUAACAGCGAUACAAGAAAAAGGCUAACGUGUAAAAUAAGACUAUUUAAAAAACUCCUGUCCGAUCGCAACAAGACAUUAGAAGAAUUGACUCAAACGCAAUCAAGUCUACAAAAAAAUAUACCCAAAAUAGUGAAAAAACCAAACCUUCCUCGAGCUGCCAUGGCAUUUUCGCUGUUAGAAGACCUUAUAGAUGAAUGUAUAAAUGACGUACUAUUUGAUGUGCACAAGGAUACAAAGCAAGAGAAUUCAGUUUGUCAAAUAUGUCAGACAAAAUGCAAACACUAUGUUAAACGGCCUGGUUUAGAUGUAUGGGGUAAGAGUUAUACUGUGAAUAAUCUUCCGUCUUAUGACUGCGUGAAUUGUCAAAAGACCAUUGCAUCCACAAGGUAUGCACCACAUCUUGAAAAAUGUUUGGGAUUAGCAGGUAGACAAUCUAGUAGAGUGGCAAGCAGAAGAAUGGGUAGUUCUCCCUUUUCAUCUGAUGAUAACCAUAGUCCGGAUAGUGACUAUGACCGUAAUAAGAAAAAGAAACAUCCUUCAUUUUCCAAUGGUGUUUCUAGGGUGAAAAAAUUAAAAUAUAUGGAUUAGAAUUAUAAACAAUGAAUUUUUUUUUUUUUUUUUUUGAUUGCACUGCCUCCUAAGUAAAUAAAUAAACUUUCCUAUUGAAGAGAAC